AAAAAUUCGUUUUCUAUUCAGUUUCUUACACCACGACAUCUCUGGACGUGUUCAACUAUGGAGGGCAAUCUUCCAAACCAGUCGUGGCCUUCGCCAUGGCAUCACAUCCUGCCGUCACCUUCGCAGCAGGGGACGGACAACAACCUCAACGCCCCUGCUGCUACCUCUACCGCCGCCGCCAACGACAACCCCCAUCACCGCCAGACGCCUAGGUCACACGCAGAACCGCUGGACCUGGACGCUUAUACCCCCGAAAGCCAGUCCUUCUGCUCGGCUACUACAGAGGCCAAUUCGGAGCGCAUGGCAGAAUACAUGGCGUCGCAACAACGUCGGCAUCCCUUCUCUCCCCUCCUCUCUAUACUGGCUCGAGUCGAUACUGACGAGAGGGACGUCGCAGAUGAAGUCAAUAAUACCUCACCCGAACAAACAAGCCCCCUCGUCCAUCUCCCUCCCGAACUCCUCGAAGGCAUCUUUGACCACCUCUCUGCCAUCGACCUGGUCGCUGUCUCGGCCACCUGCCGUCAUCUGCGCACCAUCGCCACGUCCGAGUUUCGCUGGCAAGGCCUCGUCCAGGAAAACGUGCCUGGCUACCGAGUAACCUCCUGCUACCCCUACACGUCGUUCCGCCAGCUCUACAAAGCCCACGACCCGCGCUGGUUCCUGCCCAAAUACAAGAUAUGGUUUGCCGACGACAGCCUCUACGGCCGUCUGAUCAUCGCCCGCUUCGACCAGCGCCGCGGCUGCAUCGAAGGCUACCAGCUCGUCGCCUCGGUGCCCAGCCACCUCUGGGACGACGAUCUACUGGUUAACGACCACCCGAUUCGCAAGCACGACUUCCGCGUGGGUCUACACCUGGAUCAUCCCGUCUUUCAUCUCGAUCCCGAAAACCAAUCGCCCGAAAGCGACAACGCCACGGUCCGAUCCUGGCAAGAACUCGAUUCCGAACGCUACAAAGACGACCCUAGCCGACCCAAACCACACUUCAAAGUCGAAGUCCGCGCCCAAGGCGGCUCCUCCCUGUCGGCCGGCUCCCGCAGCCGUUCCUUCCACACCAACUUCUUCCUCGCCAAAGCCCAACGUCUGCACAAUGUCAUCCACGACGCCCAAGAUCUCAUGGACGCCCACGACGUCCGCGACCUGCUCCAUGCUGACCUCAGCCGCUCCCUCUCUCCGCGGGACUACCUCAUGCGAAGCGCCAUUCCGGGCAUUGGAGGCGGCGACGGCCUGCGCAACGCUGCGCCCCACCACGGCAUGAUGACCAUUCUACGCGACAAAUACUGGCCGCCGCCCACGAUCGAGGCUCCUCAUAGAGUGGCUAACGUUGGGCCGGUGGGUGUGCACGGGGGUUAUAACGCCGAGGCCACGUCCAAGAUUCUGCAGAGCCCGCCUGCCACCCGGGCGGAGAUUAGCGACCAUGCGUUCCACUUGAGGAGGUGGGUGGAGUUUGGAAGGGUGAUGAGGGCGCAUAUUGGCGAAGAGCUGGUGACGUACUCGACGCUAGACGAGAAGUUGUAUACACCCACGCCCGAGAAGCCAUACAGGGGGAUCUUUGUGGGACAUUAUGGGCCGCAUGGGUGCGAGUUUAUUUUGAUGCAUCAGCCUGAUGAUGAUCCGAGCAUACAAGAUGCAGAGAUAGAAAGGCGGGAGAAUGAGACGGAUGAGGAGUUUCAAAAGAGGAAGCUAGAGUCCAAGGUUUAUAAGGGUGGGUUGGCGGGGAUCAAGCUUACUGGCGACCCGAAUGUGCCCAGGGGGGAGUAUACCUUUGUCGCAAAGGACAUUGGGGAGGAAGGGUUUGUCAAGGUUGCAGAUGAAGAGGAGUUUCGAGGGGCAAGGGUAGUCAAGGCCAAGGGCCAUGUGGCCGAACAUAACUUUCGGGAUGACGACUGGAUAGACUGCGACCUCUUUUUGGCCUCCCACAAUACGUUGGCCCUCCACUGGCACCGAUGGGAUAUGACGAGCGUUUUUGAGAGGGUCGAUAUUGACAAGUUCAUCGUUCCCGAGUGAGUAUGUUUUGCGUAACUACGUACCUUGCUGCUAGCGAUGAUUUUGUUUUGCAUUUCGAAGCCUGUUUUGUCUCGGUGUCACGGCACGGUAAUGACUUACGAGGCAAUGGUAGGUUGUUUGAUGGGCCAUGGUUCAUGUUGUGAAGUUGAGGAAUGUUCACAUGAGGGUUGGUCAUGAUUAUGAAGUGGGUUGCAGGGAAAAGCUACAGGACUGGCGACUUUGAAUAAAGGAUGUUUGUGGGACUACGACUGGAUGACCUGGGUACACAUUUGGACGGCGUUUGGGGGGGGGUCUUCCGGACCGCUGGGCAGUACUUUAGGAGUGUAUAUGGGUCAUACGGGGUAAGAAAGACAAAGCCCAAUACCUAGAACAACAGCAAAAAGCUACUACAUACGGUGCUG
Molecule: messenger RNA, 2405 nt
Organism: Neurospora hispaniola
Lineage: Eukaryota; Fungi; Ascomycota; Sordariomycetes; Sordariales; Sordariaceae
Exons: 2
Coding region: 58-2004 (648 amino acids)
Molecular function (GO): protein binding
Source: RefSeq, a predicted model, not a curated record